Wyeomyia smithii (pitcher-plant mosquito) is the source of this 2441-nucleotide messenger RNA. RefSeq lists its product as uncharacterized. The coding region runs from base 130 to 2280 and encodes 716 amino acids. NCBI's taxonomy places the organism in Eukaryota, Metazoa, Arthropoda, Insecta, Diptera, Culicidae. Gene Ontology annotation, cellular component: nucleus. The transcript has 9 exons. The record is from RefSeq and is a predicted model, not a curated record. Gene Ontology annotation, biological process: regulation of transcription by RNA polymerase II. Gene Ontology annotation, molecular function: RNA polymerase II transcription regulatory region sequence-specific DNA binding; zinc ion binding; DNA-binding transcription factor activity, RNA polymerase II-specific.
AUAACUUCUCGAGCUGAGCUAAUGUCAAAAAGUUAUGUUUAGGUUCUUUUCGUCCAACCAGCUACGGAAUAAGUAAAGUUGAAUAACAUCGUUUUAGCUUUAAAUAUUUGUUGGUAAACUUGUCGAAAUAUGAAAUGCUUCGUGUCUACGUGCAGUAGUGAUUUCCACGGGGUCAAGUAUGAGAAUGGUUUACGGUUUAAUUUCUUUUCGAAACAUCGAUUUCCGCAAAAUCUCGAGCGACGCAUCCAAUGGCUGAACGCGAUCGGGAAUGCUGUUCAGAAAGUUUUUGCCAUCAAUGAGAUCAAUUUCAGUGCAGUCCGAAUAUGCUCGAAACACUUUCGGGAAAGUGAUUACUAUUACAAAAAUGAAAGGAAGUUGCUGAAGAAAACUUCUAUACCGGUAAUUUUUGAAAAAGUUUCUGCACCGCCUGAACUGGAUGAUAGUUCUAAUGGUGAAUUUCAAGAGUUAGAGUUUGGGUUAACUCAAGACAACCAACACACAUCUGAAAACUGCAAAAUGAAAACGGUGUUCAAACUGGAAAAGUUCCCUUUUGUGUGCCGAAUGUGUCUAAAGGAAGCUUCAGGAACAAUGACUUCACUGGAUGUGGCAGAUCCCAUAUUUGACGGCAACAUAGGUGAUUUUAUUUCGGGCAUUACUUUCGAAAUCGAAGAACGCAAGGAAAAAUAUUUACCCCGCGAAGUUUGCCAACAGUGCUUAGAACUGCUCAAAUUUUUUGCAAAGUUUCGGUCCAAGUUGUUUACUAUGCAUAUGUUGAUGGAUUCACUUGCGGAGUUAAAACUAGCGAACCCAGAUCCAAUUAGAAAUUUAUUUCAGACCAAAUCUGAACAGUUAUCGGUACUAUUUAAAGACCUUAAGCUAUGCACCAAAGAUCAGUACGACGUAGAAGAUUUGCUGGCUGAAUUCCCUGAGUAUUGCAUUGCCAAACUGGACAACACCGUCGUUAGUGAGAAAAUAGUUGAAAAAAUCGAACUUGAUGAAAACUACUUCUAUGCAGAAGAGUGUACAACCAGUGAACUGUCUGAAUUAAUUAUCGAGCCGAUAGAGAAACAGCCCGCACGUGUGGCUAGGAAAGCACGUAAACGUGAGCAAUACGAUCCAACAAAUUUGAACGAAAACGAUAGCGCCAGAGAUUCUUCAGCUGACAGAAGUCCUGUUAUGAAGUAUGGAGGUCCAAAAUUGGCUGAACCCUUGUAUUGCCCAAAAUGCAAAUUUCAUACAUACUAUGAAUAUAAUUUUCAAAGUCACCAACUUGUUCAUCUUAAACGUGAAAACAGGAGAUACGAGUGUAAGCACCCUGGAUGUACCGAGGUAUUUCUCACAAAUAGGUCCCGCAACAGCCACUAUGGGCAACGUCACAAGCCGUUGGUUUGUGACGCGUGUGGCAAACAGUUUCCAACUGGGAAAUCGUUGACUUUGCACAAAGAACGUCACCUUAAUUUGAUGAACCAUUAUUGUACUUUUUGUGGUAAAGGGCACAACACGAAGCAGGAUCUUAGAAUUCACAUAAACAAUAAACACAAUGCAUCACAUGUCUUCCCUUGUGAAACUUGUGGAUUGCAGUUUAAACGAAAGUCAAUUCUCAACGACCAUAUGUUAAUCCACACCAAUAGAAGGGAUCAUAAAUGCGAUAAGUGCGAUAAAGACUUUAUGCUAAUCUCUGCGCUGCGAAAACACAUUCGAACUGUACACGACAGGGUUCGGUUUGCCUGUGAGCAUUGCGACGAAUCUUAUUGCAGGCGCAAAAAACUACGGGAUCACAUUGAGUAUGUGCAUGGGAUUCAAUCGCGGUUUAUUUGCGACAUUUGUCUGCAGAUUUUUUAUGACCAGGGUGCCCUGGACAAGCACAAGACUCGCCACGCCAAUCCCCAGCAACAGGAAUGCGGCGUUUGCUUGGCUAUGUUUCCAACUGCCGAUGCAAAGGAGGGCCAUCUUUGCAUUACCUACAGGGACGACUAUAUUUGCUGUGAGAGAGAUUUUCGAUAUCAUUACUUCUACAACAAGCACAUGUUACUCAAGCAUGGUAUCCGUGUAAACGUACGUGUCAAACCGGAUCCAAACCAAUUACUUGGAUACAUUAGAGCUAAGCGGAAACGUAUUGAGACAUGUCCAAAGUGUGAGUGUAUGUUCCCAACCAGGAAUCAGAAAAAGGUACACAUGGCGCAGUGUGUUGGUCCUGCUGAGGUUAGCAAUGAGCCGUUCCUUGAAGAUGCAAAAGAAGACGCAGACGUAGAAGAAGUUUAUCUGAUAGAUGACCUAUAAUUACAUUAAAUAUAGUCCAACUUUACUGCCCACUAGUUUCAAGACCAAGAAAACGGUCGAUUGCAUUAACGUGUUAAAAUGGAAACCGCAGCUGAUUAUCAUUAGAGCCAGUUAAUAAUAAAAUGAAAAUAUCAAACGGCAAACACAAUGCUCAGCUUUUU